Molecule: messenger RNA, 6978 nt
Organism: Gopherus flavomarginatus (Mexican gopher tortoise)
Lineage: Eukaryota; Metazoa; Chordata; Testudines; Testudinidae
Product: receptor-type tyrosine-protein phosphatase kappa-like
Exons: 33
Coding region: 81-4769 (1562 amino acids)
Biological process (GO): protein dephosphorylation
Molecular function (GO): protein binding; protein tyrosine phosphatase activity
Source: RefSeq, a predicted model, not a curated record
GUCACGCUGAGCUCACACAGGAGCUGAGCUGCGAGGCAGAACGUGUGGGGUUGAGCUCUGCCCUGGGACCGUCUGGGAACAUGGCCCUGCAGGUGUCAGCUCUGGCCCUUCUCCUGGCCCUUCUGCCCCUGCUGUCUGCCCAGGGAGCGGCACCCAGUCCCAGCCCCACCAAGACUCCAGGCACGUGCAGGAGGGAGGGAGCCUGGACCACGAAGGUGACAUUUCCCCCCGAGCAGACGGAGGUUCGGGUGAAUGACAUGGUGCUGGUGACGUGCACUGAGGAGAAUGAAUCCGGCACAUACCCUGCAAACUGCACAGCGCUGAAGGACCGUGGGGCAGUCUGGGAUAUCAGUGGAGUCAAGUGUCUCAGGAUGUGCAAUGACUGGGUGAGGCAGGUGGAUUUUGACCCUGCACAGACGGAGUUCGGCGUCGGGGCUGAGGGUCGGGUGACCUGUCGUCAGCAGUUCCAGCAGAACUCGUUCAGUGUGACGUGCAGAGAGACGGAGUCGGGACGCUUCGAGUGGGAUUUGGGUGCACACAAGUGUGUCAAAAAAUGUAAAAUACCCAAAACCUGGAACUCCAGAUUGCAGUUUGCCCCCAAGACGCAGUUCUAUGCCCCGGAUGAAUCGGUGACUCUGAACUGCUCUGAGGGGUAUCGGCCGUCACCGCCUGUGAUCAAAUGUGUCAGAAAUGGGAGCCAGGCUGUCUGGAGUGAGACACCAACCUGCCAGCAGGAAAAUUGUGAAAUAUCCAGAACCUGGGACUCUGGAUUGCAGUUUGCCCAGGAGGGGCAGUUCUACUCCCUGGGUGACUCAGUGACGUUGAACUGCUCUGAGGGGUAUUGGCCGUCACCGCCUGUGAUCAAAUGUGUCAGAAAUGGGAGCCAGGCUGUCUGGAGUGAGAUACCCGCAUGCCGGGGCGUUUGUACGAUGGCAGGAAACUGGCCCUCGUCAGUCUCUGCUGCCUCUGCACGGACAGAGUUUGCCGUUGGCGAGAGCGUUCUGGUGACCUGUCGCCCGGAGCAGUACGAGGGGAGCCCGGCUUGGGUGCGAUGUACGGAGACGGCUGGGCACGUGGAGUGGGACACGAGGAAUGUGAGCUGUGUGGAAAAGUGUAAAGCUCCAGACACCCGGGACUCCAGGGUCCGGUUCGCCCUCGAGCAGCAGUUUUACAGCCCAGGGGACUCGGUGACAUGGAGCUGCCCUGCGGGGUACCGGCCCUCGCAGUUUGACAUCAGAUGCACUAGACAGGGGAGCCAAAGUGUCUGGAGUGGGACAGCCGCCUGCACUGAGGUUUGCACAAGGGCAGGAAACUGGCCCCCGUCGGUCUCUGCUGCCUCCCCACAGACAGAUUUUGCCGUUGGCGAGUGGAUUCAGGUGACCUGUCGCCCGGAGCAGUACGAGGGGAGCCCGGCUUGGGUGCGAUGUACGGAGACGGCUGGGCGCGUGGAGUGGGACACGAGCCGUGUGAGCUGUGUGGAGACAUGUCCCAGGCCGCAGUGGGACCCCAGACUCCAGUUCGUGCCAGACCGGCCGUUUUAUGGCCAGAAUGACCAGAUGACACUGAGCUGCUCUGGGGGGUUCCAGCCUUCGCCCUCUGUGAUCAGAUGUGUCAGAUGGGGUCAUACCUGGAGUCACUGGAAUGCCUGGUCUGUGUGUGACUGGGGCGCCUGCCACCGUAUCACAGAGAACGUUACCUGUGCAGUGACCCCCCGGAUCAUCCCAGGGUCCCUGGAGAUUUCACCCACCACCAUCAAACUGCACUGGACUUGUGAGCCCCUCAAAUCCUGCCAGGGCAGCUGGAAGAUACGGGCCCAAUGCCAGCUGGAUGGACCCCUGUCAGGCCCCUGCCAGAGACAAAGGCUAACCAGAGAGCAGCCGUUACAGGGACUGGAUGGAACAGUAACGUGCAGCUCCCUGCACCCCUUCACCUCCUACAGAGUCACCAUCUUUGGGGGCUACCCAGCGACCAGACCGCUCAGCACUGUCCUUUAUAGACAGCGGGUCACCACGAGUGAAAUAGCCCCAGACAAACCCGAGAUUGAGCCGCUGGAUCUCAGCACCAAAACCCUCAAGUGGAAGCAGCUGCUGCCCUGCAAAGGGGCAAUCGUCGGGUAUCAGCUGAACAUCACGGCCAGGAGAGAGUACGACAGCGAUUUCCUCGAGGUCAAGGUGCUGCGGGUGAAUCAGUCGGUCACCAAGUACCUGCUGCAGCCCUGGAGACAUGGGACCAACUACACAGUGACAAUCCAGGGCCUCACGGCUGCCGGCCUUGGACAGGCGUCGCACUGGGACUUUGAAACCGACAUCUCUGAGCCAGACAUCCCCACCAACGUCACCGCCCUGAGCAUCUAUAGCAUCUCCCCAUCGAGUGGGACGGCUCUGCUCCCCCUGCAGCCCUUCCCUGAGCUCCAUGGACCCAUCAGGGAGUAUCAGAUCAUUGUAUCUGCGAUGCAGAAUGGCAGCGAAGCAGACACCUGCCGCUCGCCAGGUCUGCAGCCAUUCAACUCCAGCCUGGAGCGCAACGUGUACCUGGCUGCUGUGCUCCCCGCGCACAACCUCACAGGCCCGACUGACUUCGUGCUGGGCAACGGGGCCCGUCACUACGGGUACUACAAUGCUCCCCUCCGCCCCCACAGGAACUACACGGCCUUCGUCCGCGUCGUCAGCCGCUGGAAGCAGAUGGAGAAAUCCAGCUGUGUGCGCUAUGACUUCUCCGUUGGAGAGGCCCAGACUCCCCAACCUGGGGGCCUGGUGCUAGCUGUGGCGGUGCCGGUGCUGGUGCUGCUGGCCGCAGGGGCCCUGCUGCUGUGGUUCGUGCUUGCCAGGAAGAAGCGGAACGACGCAAAUGACCACAAGAGCAAUGGGACAAUCCCCCUGAAGAGGAACCGAGGAGGUGUGGGUGGAGUGAGGCCAAUCCUGGCCCUGUCUGGAUGUGCUGGCAUCUCAGUGCACACAGGUGCAAGCAGGCUGCGCACGCAGAUCCCAGUGGCUGAACUGCUGGAGUCUCUGAAGCGGUUUAAGAGAGCGGAAAUGGAGGAGGAGGGAGCAGAGGACGACGCAAAUCCCGAACGGCCCCCAGCGGGGCGCAAUGCGGAGUACCAGAAACUGGUCUCAGGUUUACUGCACCCAGGCCAUGCUGGCAAGGAGCCCUGCAAUCAGGCCAAGAACCGCUACAAGAGCGUCAUCCCAUACGAUCACUGCCGUGUGGUGCUGCAGUCCGCCAGCCCGGGAGCUGAUUACAUCAAUGCCAGCUACGUCGAUAGCUACAGGAGCCCCUGCUUCUUCAUCGCUGCUCAGGGCCCGCUGCCUGGCACCGUGGUGGAUUUCUGGCAGAUGAUCUGGCAGGAGAAGACCUUGGCCAUUGUGAUGUUAACUGGCUUGGUGGAGCAGAACAAGACCAAGUGUGAGCAGUACUGGCCGGAGGACGAGCAGGUGUACGGGGACUUCACGGUGACACUCAGCAACACCUGGACAACCACGGGCCUGGUCACACGCACCUUCUGCCUGCAGAGGGUCGGUUCUCCUCUCCAGAGACACAUACAGCAGUUUCACUACCUGCUGUGGCCAGACCAUGGGGUCCCCAGCAACGCGGCCCGGCUCCUGCAGCUGGUGGAGAUGGUGAAUGAGAGGGUGUCGGAGGUGCCUGCCGGCCCCGUGCUCGUGCACUGCAGUGCAGGGAUCGGCCGCACAGGCACCUUCAUUGCCCUGGACAUCCUCCUGAAGAUGGCGCGGGCCGAGGGCAGCGUGGAUGUUUUCCACUGUGUGCAGAGGCUGCGGGAGCAGCGGGUCAGCAUGGUGCAGACAAAGGAGCAGUACAUCUUCCUCUACGAGGCGCUGCUGGAGGGCCUGCUGUGCGGGAACACCGGGGUCCUGGUGAACAGCGUCGCCAGCCACGUCAGUUGCCUGCGCCAGCCUGACGCCCAGUCGCAGAGCAACGGGUUCUCGCGGGAGUUCAAGGCCUUGCAGAAGUUUUCCGAACUCUUCCAGCUCUCCCCGUGCAAGGAGGCCCAGCAGCCCAGCAACCAGCCCAAGAACCGCAAGCCGACCAUCCUGCCAGCGGAUUGCAACCGCCCCAUCCUGAUGUCCUCGCUGAAUGCGGAUGGCUCGCCUGGCUACAUCAACGCAGUGUUUGUCGGUACGUACGCAGAAGAAGACAACAUCAUUGUCACCCAAUUGCCGCUCAGGGAGACGCUGGUGGAUUUCUGGGCCCUGCUCUGGGACUACACCUGCACCAUGCUGGUCAUGCUGAACCGCCUCGAGGAGCUGGACCAGACAUACCUGACGUUCUGGCCUGUGUACGGAGAGGCCUCUUAUGGCCAUUUUCACGUCGAGCUGAUCUCGGAGGAGCUGGGAGCUGGCUUCAUCAUCCGCACACUCGCUGUAACCAACAGGCAACAGCCCAAGAAGCCCGCACGGGAGAUCAGGUUGUGGCAAGUAGACGACUGGCCCAUGCAGCAGCAGCUCCCCCCAUGCCCUGCCACCAUCAUCAGCUUGCUGGGGGAGGUGGAGCGGAGCCGGCGGACGAGCCAGGACAGCCACAUUCUCGUCACUUGCUGGGACGGUGCCAGCCGCUGUGGGCUCUUCUGUGCCGCCAGCUUCAUGUGCGAGCAGAUCCGCAGCGAGGGGCUGCUGGACGUCUCUCAGGCGGUGAGAAUGCUGAAGCGACGGCGACGGCAGAUGAUCAGGGACGUGGUGCAAUACACGUUCUGCUACGAGUUAGCCCUAAGCUACCUGGACUCAUUCAAACUCUAUGGGAAUUUCAAAUAGAGGGGAGCAAGGGACCGUCUAGAGUCAGGACCUGCCGCUGCUGCUGCUUCUCGUGGCACCUCCAUGCUGCUCUGUGCCAGGGCAGAAGCCCUAUCCUGGGGGGCGAGCUGGGGCCAUGGAACCUGGCAGAGACGAGAAGGGCCUCGGCGGUGCCUGCUGGGACACUCUGGACUCCUGACACUCCGUACCCUGGAGCCCACGCAGCUGGCUGAAGCCGACGAUUUCCUCAGGGAUCAUUUCCAGGGCGGGGGUUGAUCCCAGACUUUGCCCAGCCAGGGACUGGGGCGGUAACUUACCUGGAGCCAGAGUGAGUGUGCACUGUCACUUCUCAGGGUUAGCCGAGGUGUCUGGGGAGAAUCGCUACCACUACUCACAGCGGGAGGGAGCCCUGGCCAUACCCACCAGGAAAACUCUCCCCAAGUCCUGGCUGCCAGUAACACGAGCCGUCCACGCUGGGCUCCGCGAGCCCUGUGCCUUCCCUCUGCAGGCUGCUCAUUUUCCGUGCCUUGUUCCACUCCCAGGCCUGAUGCUGUGUCCCCUGGACCCCAGCGACACACACCGAGCUGCUGCCCUGUGGAAACGGGGCCUCAGUUUACCAGCUUCACCUCGGGUUUAGGUGCAGCCCAGCCUGUGGUCUUGUAAGCAAGGAGCAUGGCCCAGGGCUGGGGCAGCGGCUGUGCCAAGGAAAACCCAGUCCCCAGGUUCCUGUUUGUUCCUUAUCGUCAUCAAAACAGGGGUCCUGGUGGCACCUCAGAGACUAUAACACAUUGAUUUGGGCAUGAGCUUUCGUGGGCUCCAGCCCACUUCAUCGGAUGCAUAGACUGGAACAUACACUGAGACAUAUAUGUGCUCAAAUAAAUGUGUUCGUCUCUAAGGUGCCACAGGGACUCCUGUUCUUUCUGCGGAUACAGACUAACACGGCUGCUACUCUGACGCUUAUUUUCAUUGGUUAUCAAUUCUGGCAAAGCUCAGACACAUUAACACGCUUCCAGGCUGCACCGUGGACUAAGGUUGCACUUGUGCAGGGGCGGCUCUAGGCACCAGCAAAGCAAGCAGCUGCUUGGGGCAGCAUAUUUGCAGGGGCGGCAGUUGGCAGGGACCAGCCUGGGAGCUGAGAACCAACAGGGGGCCCUGGCAGCUGGAGUUCCUGGGUUAGCUCCCUGCCUAUAACAGCAGCAAAGAGUCCGGUGGCACCUUACAGACUAACAGACGUUUUGGAGCAGGAGCUUUUGUGGGUAAAUACCGACAUACACAUGCAACUGACGAAGUGGGUAUUCACCCACGAAAGCUCAUGUUCCAAAACGUCUGUUAGUCUCUAAGGUGCCACAGGAUUCUUUGCUGCUUUUACAGAUCCAGACUAACACAGCUACCCCUCUGAUACCUGCCUAUAGCACCAGCCCUGCAGCAGGGAAAGAACUACAUUUCCCAGGACUCCCUUGGCUGCUAUCAACAGGAACGGGAGGGGGAGUGAGGUAGGUGAGAUGUCAUGCUGCAGUUUGCUGUCAAUAGAGAGCUCACUGCUGGAGUGGGAUGGCACUGGGAAUGGGGAAGGAGUGUGCCCAAGGAGUAGGAGGCUUUGCCCCAGAUAUCCCCUUCGGAAGACAUCCCCAGACUGGCUUAGGGAUACUGGUGUGACCCCACCUUGCAGCCCCCAAAGAAGGAAUUGGAUGGACUCUAUGGACAGUGCCCCUCUCUAUCUGAAGCCUAGCAAGGGAGGUACGAGGUUCCCACUAGAAUUUAAAAUGAAAAGUAAGGGAGGGGAGGCUCUACUGGACCUGGGCAGCUUUAGAUACAGUACCAGGCAUGUAGGAGGAUUUCCCCUUCUGAGUCAUGGAAGCAGAAAUUGACUUUUCCUUUCCAGAUGUAGCUAAUAUUCCAAAAGGGAAUCUAGCACCUGCCUUCCAGAUCUGAACACCUCCAAAUUCAGCAGUGCUCACGCUCAGUCUGGGCAGCUGGUACUUCAUUUCUCCCAAAUCAAAUAUCCUGAUCCACUGUAACUUGCUGUAGAAAAAAUGGGAUAAAAUUGAGCAAGAAAUGCUUCCCAGUGGUUAUUAGGGCUGGGACUGCUAUUUUCAACAGCCAUUGCCUUUGUUUGUUUGUUUGGUUGGUUCGUUGUUCAAAAGGAAGAAAGUGAUGCUGCAUUGGCAAAUUCCCCAUAGAAAGAAAGAGCGGAACAAAAGAAUAAUAAAGGCACCUCAACUUUUCCUCA